CAUUCAUUUCCAAAUAAUUCCCUCAGAUAAGUAAAAGAAAAAAAAAAGGAAUUUUCUUUUUCUGCACCACUUGAAAUGGACAUUUUUCUUGCAGUUCUGAUCCUCACCUCUCUCUCCGUUUGCCUUUACCUUCGUUUGAAGAAAUCCAAAGCCCACGAAGGUUUCAAAAACUUUCCCAUUGUCGGAACCCUGCCGCUCUUCCUAUGGAACCGCCACCGUUAUCUGGAUUGGACGGCGGAGGUGAUCAGCAACUGCCGCACCAGCACGGCAGUGUUCCGGCGGCCGGGGAAGGUCCACGGAGUGAUAACGGCGAACCCAGAUGUGGUGGAGCACAUGCUGAAGACCCACUUCGAGAACUACCCGAAAGGGGAACGCUUCGUUUCUCUUUUGGAGGAUUUUCUCGGCGGCGGAAUCUUCAACUCCGACGGCGAAAUCUGGAGGGUCCAGAGGAAGACGGCCAGCUACGAAUUCAACACCAGAUCGCUGAGGAAUUUUGUGAUGGAAAAUGUUGCGAUGGAGAUUGGGAGGAGGCUGAUUCCUGUUUUCGAAAGGGCUUCGGAAACGGGGCGGGUCUUGGAUUUGCAGGACGUUUUGGAGCGGUUUUCGUUUGAUAAUGUCUGCAAAUUGGCUUUUGAUUACGAUCCGGGUUGUCUCGGCGGCGAUGGCACCACCGGCGCUGAGUUCAUGCGCGCUUUCGCCAACGCCGCCACGCUCAGCUACGGCAGGUACGUUUUUUACUGUUCUUUAAUUAUUGGGGCUUUUGUGAUAGGAACGUGUUCAUUAUUACCAUCUCAGUAUUAUGUUAUUGCAAAGAGCCCGUUUCGAUUCCCGGUGUUUCACGCCGGGCCGAGGAUGUGCCUGGGGAAGGACAUGGCCUUUAUUCAGAUGAAGUCCAUUGCAGCCGCUGUGAUUGAGAGGUUCCAUGUGGAAGUGGUGGAGAACGAGAAAGCUCCAAAGUAUUUGCUUUCACUGACGCUGAGGAUGGAGAACGGGCUGCAGGUGAUGCUAAAAAAGAGGCACACCAUGGAUCUACUUAGUUAAUUUGAGCUCAACUUCAAUUCAUUUCAUAUUCACAAAGAUGAUAGAUUUCUUUUUUUUUUUUCUCUUUUUUCUGAGUACAGUAUCAUACGUGGAUUUAAACUUUCGACCUCACGAGUAGAAGUAAAAUGAUAUAUCAUUGAGCAUUGCUUACGUGGUGAUCUUUAUUUCGCUUUAGAAUAAGAAUUUUUUUUUCCUUGGGUGUUGAAGAUCGUCACAUGUAUAUAAAAUAAUUUGAACUUGAAACACUUGUGAUAAUGUUAAGACUGUAAUAUAUGGAAGGACUUUAAAUUA
Molecule: messenger RNA, 1332 nt
Organism: Momordica charantia (bitter melon)
Lineage: Eukaryota; Viridiplantae; Streptophyta; Magnoliopsida; Cucurbitales; Cucurbitaceae
Source: RefSeq, a predicted model, not a curated record